AAUUUCUCACAGUGCAAAACAAUUUUCGUAUAUUCUCCUUUUCGACGGAAACGCGAUGUUGGUUGAUGAUGAUUCAUGGCUGUCGGAGAUUGCAUAUCUUUCAGUUUUCACAUCACCGGACCCGUCGAAGAAAUGACAUAGAAAUUAAAAAAAUCCCAAAGUGCAAUUCGUGCUCGUCUCUGUUCUGAUUAUUCGUAUCGAAAAAGAAAGGAAAUUAUAAAAUAAAAUAAUUCUUGGGGUAUCAUAAUCAUUCAAGAAAAACUUAGGCGAAAUCCGAAGAGGAAAGGGAAAAAAGAGGGGUAGUUAUGACAUAAAAAUACGCCUAGAGAGAGAAACAAAAACAGAUCCCUUUCUUCUUCUUCAUCGUCCCAACUCCUCUCUGCAACUACAAUCAUCUUCAAACCCUAGCCUUUCUCCAAAGACUUUUCCCGCCAAUUCAACUUCCAAUCAUUCAAUCCAACCUCUAAUUCCAUCUCUGUUCUUCUUCGUUCUCUCGUUGAAGAACAGACCCAACAAAAAAAAAUUAGCGACAGUUUUAUUAUUUUCUUAUUCUUCUUAAUUAGGUCUUAAUAGUUGACAACUGACUUGAAUUUGUCUUCUGUGUGAUGAUUCAAGAGAAUGGUUGAGUUAGAAGACGAGGAAUUCAGAUUCUGAUUAAAUUGAAUUUUUUUAAGGGAACCCUAGAAUUUGGGUCCUCAAAUUUCGAGCAAGAUGAUAAUUAAAAAGGCAUUGAAAACCAAAAUGCCGAUUCUGAAACGGUGUAAAACUGAAGAAGACGAUGAUGAAUUCGCCAGAAGACAACAACAACACCGGAGUAAGAAACGGAAGACGACGAUGAAUGGUGGUUAUUGUGCGCUUGAUCUGCUUGGUGAUAUUGCUUUUAGUAGAGCUGCAUUUAAUUACAAUGGAUUCCGUGGGAGAUUUCCCGAGGAUAAUGAUGAUGAUGAAUUCGAAGAAAUUAUUCGAAUACGGAGAAGACAAGAAGAAGAAGAAGAAGAAGAAGAAGAAGAGGAGGAAGACGAGGAAGAAGAGAAUGUUGUUAAUGUCAAUGGAAAUGGUCGUGUGAAGCAUUAUCAACACCAGCAGCGGCAGAAAGUGGUGGCAGCAGCAGCAGCUCAACUAGUUCGUCCGCCACUAGUUAAAACAUCAAGAGGAAGAGUUCAGGUACUUCCUUCUCGUUUUAAUGAUUCAGUUCUUGAUCCAUGGAAGAAAGAUAAAGAAACAAAUGCACCACCCAUUGAACAAGAACAAGAAGAAGAUGAACACGAACAACAACAACUAAGAGGAGUUAUUCCUACAAUUAAAAAGGAAAAAUCAUCAAUGUUUAGUAGUUAUAGUAAGAGUAGAAACAUUAUUAACAACAGAUUGAUUGCUAAGAAACAGUUUAGUAAAUUGGAGAAACAUGGUAGUAGUAACGGUUAUAAUAAUUGUCCUACUAAGUAUGUCACGUCGUAUCGAGACGAGGAAGAAGAGGAUGUAAAGCAGCAUAGUUAUUUGGGGUAUAACAAGUUUGCUGGUAUGAGGAAGUACACGAGUUCACGUAGUAAGGUGAUUUAUGAGCCAAGGGGAGUGAGUGAAGAUGAGGAUCAUAAGGAUGUGUUGAUAAGGAGAUUUGACGACAAUGCAGUGGAUGAUGGGAAGGGGGAUUCGGAUUUUGUCGCAGGGGAUGUAGUUUGGGCGAAGUCAGGGAAAUAUCCUGCUUGGCCUGCUAUUGUGAUUGAUCCAGCAUUGCAAGCUCCUAAAAAGGUUCUGAGCAUGUAUGUUCAUGGAACUACUUGUGUUAUGUUCUUUGGCUACUCCGGGAACGGGAGAGAUAGAGAAUAUGCAUGGGUGAAACGCUUGAUGCUUUUUCCUUUCAUUGAGUAUGUAGACAGAUUUCAAGGGCAGACCCAAUUACACAAGAGCAAGCCUACUGAUCUUCGGAAUGCGAUAGAGGAGGCUUUUCUAGCAGUGCAUGGUUUUGUAGAGUUGCCAACGAUUCAGCUUGACACGGUGUCUUGGCAGUCAGGUUACCAUCCUUCAAUAUCCAAUGGGAAGAUCGAAGGAACAACAACUGAUUCUGAUCGAUAUCGGGGAUAUCACUCUCAUACCGAGCUACCGAAGUCCAAACAAUGUUGUGGCGUAUGCAGGAGGUUAUUGAAUCAUUCAGACGGUGUUAGUUGGGUACGUUGUAAUGGAUGUAAACUUCGGGUUCAUGCGGAGUGUGACAAAACAUCUACAAUCCUUAUGAAGGAUUCGGAAACCUCUAAUUAUUACUGCCCCGAUUGCAAAGCGAAGUUCAAUUUCGACCUAUCAGAUUCUGAAAGAUAUCGGCCAAAAAUGAGAUCUAACAAACAGAAUAUCCCAUUAAUGCCGCCAAGCAAGAUAGCUGUUGUUUGCAUUGGUGUGGAAGGGACAUACUUUCCUAGUCUACAUUUAGUUGAAUGCAAGUGUGGUUAUUGUGGAUCAGAGAAGCAGACACUUAUGGAAUGGAAGAAGCAUAUAGGUUCAAAAAAUAAAAAUUGGAAGAAGAGUGUUAAAGUGAAGGGUUCGAUGUUAUCACUUGAACAAUGGAUGCUGCAGAUUUCUGAGUAUCAUGAACGUGGUCUGUUUUCUGCAAAUCCCCCUAAAAAACCUUCUAUGAAGUCAAGAAGGCAAAAGCUUCUAUCGUUUUUGCAAGAAAAGUAUGAACCCGUUCAUGCGAAAUGGACAACAGAAAGGUGUGCAGUUUGCAGAUGGGUGGAAGAUUAUGAUUACAAUAAAAUUAUCAUAUGCAACAGGUGCCAAAUCGCAGUUCACCAAGAAUGCUAUGGAGCAAGAAAUAUUCAGGACUUCACGUCAUGGGUUUGCAGAGCAUGUGAAGAACCUGAUGUAAAAAGGGAGUGUUGCCUUUGCCCUGUAAAAGGGGGUGCUCUAAAACCAACUGAUAUCAAGACAUUGUGGGUUCAUGUAACGUGUGCUUGGUUCCAACCAGAAGUUUCUUUUGCUAGUGAUGAAAUAAUGGAGCCUGCACUUGGAAUCUUGAGUAUUCCAUCUAAUAAUUUUGUGAAGGUAUGUGUGAUUUGUCAGCAAAUGCAUGGUUCGUGCACACAAUGUUACAAGUGCUCCACUUAUUAUCACACUAUGUGUGCUUCGAGGGCAGGAUAUCGUAUGGAGUUGCAUUGCGAAGAGGUAAAAGGGAAACAGAUCACAAAGAUGGUCUCAUAUUGUGCUUUUCACAAGGCUCCAAAUCCAGAUAAUGCUUUGGUUAUUCAGACUCCAUCAGGAGUUUUCAAUACAAAAAGCUUGCUUCAAAAGAAGCAAACUGGCACAAGGCUAAUUUCUUCUAAGGCGAAGAUAGAAGAAGUCCCAGAAGAUCCAAUAGCAGAAGAAACCGAUCACCAAGAUCCAUUUUCUGCUGCAAGGUGUAGAGUUUUCCAAAAAACAAAAAACAAGAGAAUACCUGGAGUCCGACGAGAAGCAAUAGCACAUCGACUAAUAGGACCUUGUCGUCAUUCUUUAGAAGUGAUACAGUGCCUGAGAACAGCUAAGGAGCAACAGGAUAAUAAGUCCUUUUCCACUUUUAAGGAUCGCCUUCGCCAUUUACAGAAAACUGAGCACGAGAAGGUUUGCUUCGGUAGAUCUGGAAUUCAUGGAUGGGGCCUCUUUGCGCGUCAAAAUAUCCAAGAAGGAGAUAUGGUCAUUGAGUAUCGUGGGGAGAUGAUGAGGCGAAGUGUUGCAGAUUUGAGAGAGAAACAGUACGCAAGAGAAGGCAAAGACUGUUAUCUGUUUAAAAUCAGCGAAGAAGUUGUGGUCGAUGCAACUGAUAAAGGGAAUAUCGCACGCUUGAUUAACCACUCAUGCAUGCCAAACUGUUAUGCGAGGAUCAUGAGUGUUGGGGAUGAUGAGAGUAGGAUUGUACUUAUCGCCAAGACAAAUGUUUCGGCUGGUGACGAGCUAACAUACGACUACUUGUUUGAUCCGGACGAGUCUGACGACUGCAAAGUUCCCUGCCUCUGUAAAUCAGCAAACUGCCGGAAAUACAUGAAUUAACAACAACAUGCACAGUCAAAAACAAGAACAGAAAGUAAAAUUGUUUCUCCACAUGGAGCCCCCCCACUGACAGACAUCAUUUGUCACUCACUCACCACACAGGACAAGAUCGAUCUCAACAGUUUUUAAAGAGAUUAUUGAUGCUCUGGUAAAUCAAUCAAUAAACCCCAAGUUUGGCGCGCGCGGUGUUGAUGUAAAUCACAUCAUCGUACAGGGAGAAUCUCACAUCUUCUUCUUCUUCUUUGUAAUUUGUCCCAAUCCCCCAUUUAAGUAAAUUAGUUUGAAAAUUCUUGUAAAUUACAAUCUUGGAAUAUCAUAAAUGAGAUAUCUAAUGUAGAAUUCCAUUUUUGUUAUAGUCAAGAAUUUACCUUCAGUAGUUUAUUAUGGACAGCCCGGCCUUGCCUUUCAGUGUAAAAUUUCCAUUUUUGUUAAAUAUUUAAUAUGAAGCAUUUUUUUCAUUA
Papaver somniferum (opium poppy) is the source of this 4472-nucleotide messenger RNA. RefSeq names its product histone-lysine N-methyltransferase ATX4-like. Gene Ontology annotation, biological process: regulation of transcription by RNA polymerase II. NCBI's taxonomy places the organism in Eukaryota, Viridiplantae, Streptophyta, Magnoliopsida, Ranunculales, Papaveraceae. The transcript has 22 exons. Bases 712 to 4011 code for a protein of 1099 amino acids. The record is from RefSeq and is a predicted model, not a curated record. Gene Ontology annotation, molecular function: protein binding.